AUGAUAGAGAUGAUAAUGAUGAUAGAGAUGAAGAUGGUAACGAUGAUGAUAGAGUUCGAGAUAAUAGCGAUGAAGAUAGAGUUAGAGAUGGCAGCGAUGAUGACAGAGAUGAAGAUAUUAGCGAUGAUGAUAGAGAUGAAGAUGGUAGCGAUGAUGAUAGGGGGGGAGGAUGCUAGCGAUAAUAGUAGAGAUAAAGAUGGUAACGAUGAUAACAUAGAUAGAAAUGGACACAACGAUGAUAAAGAUCACGCUGACAGAAAUAGAAAUGGUAGCGAUGAUGACAGAGUUGGAGAUUGUAGCGACGGUGAUAGAGAUGAAGACGCUCUUACCGAGCGAAUGGGCAGCACGUGGGCGGGCGAGUGCUGCUCAACUCACUACGACACGGGCGUGAACGAACACUCGGCUAAGUGGUGCCCGGCUUUCUGCUGCGGCUCGUCGCUGACAGGGCUGCUUACCUGUUGUGAAAACGGACUUCUUAGGGCAGCGAGCUACGACCGGUACCCGGUCUGCGCCGACUUCUUCGUCCAGAACUAUUGGGUUGCGAUCGUGAUCGGUCUGGGCGGACUGGCCGUCUUGACGUGUAUCGGGAUCAUCUUGGCGUGCACCAUCGGGCGAUCACGGCAACCCGUCGCGCCCUCGGAGACACGAACACCCGUUACAAAUAGCGCCUACGCCUAUGGCGCCCCAACUUACAACAAGCCGACCGGAACGGCGCACGGGGCUGGGAUCAACGGGAACCCCACAAGUGUGGUAUGGUGACCACAGACCAAGCCAACAUGCGCUAGGAUCGAGCUUAAGCUAAGGUUGCCUAUCGGAGAUACAAAUGUAUUAAUAGCCGGGCUUAUUGACGGCAUAUCCACUUACACUUAUUGAAAAAUAUACAUUACUGAUUUUAAUAUCCAUUCAGUUGCAAUAGAAUUUAACAUAAACCAGUAACUAGAAAACAAAUCCUUACUGACAAGUGACCUGAAUCAAACAUAUUUUAACGGUUUAUAUUUUUUGAAUACAGCUACCUUGAAUCUCAAAUUUGUUUUACGCUCAAUAAAUCUGAUUAUACCUGC
Molecule: messenger RNA, 1061 nt
Organism: Dreissena polymorpha
Lineage: Eukaryota; Metazoa; Mollusca; Bivalvia; Myida; Dreissenidae
Exons: 5
Coding region: 1-759 (252 amino acids)
Source: RefSeq, a predicted model, not a curated record